This is a messenger RNA of Leptopilina heterotoma, 6017 nucleotides long. It is a transcript of the gene raptor, whose product is annotated as regulatory-associated protein of mTOR. The record is from RefSeq and is a predicted model, not a curated record. Gene Ontology annotation, cellular component: cytoplasm; TORC1 complex. Gene Ontology annotation, biological process: cellular response to starvation; positive regulation of protein serine/threonine kinase activity; TORC1 signaling. The coding region runs from base 243 to 4115 and encodes 1290 amino acids. Lineage: Eukaryota; Metazoa; Arthropoda; Insecta; Hymenoptera; Figitidae. Gene Ontology annotation, molecular function: protein-macromolecule adaptor activity; protein binding. The transcript is spliced from 23 exons.
UGUGCGACGACACUAGUAAAUUCCUAUCUUGAGUUUUUUUCUCUUGCGGUGAGUAAAAUGUACAGUAUAAACUGAUUUGGUUUUUAAGUACCCGGAAAUUUUUUAAGCGGAAUUGUGCCGCGUGGUAUUUUAAUUGUAAUAAAAGAAAAGUGUGAGUCAAUCUCAAUGACAAGAUGAGAUCUCAGUGUUGACAAGUGCGCGAUUAUUAAAACAUUAUUGAGAUAGACAAUUAUUUGCGCACAAUGUCUUUGGUAGUGUCGAAGCCAUGCCGCGAAGACGAUGAAUCAAGGCAUGCCAGGGUUAAUGAUUGGAAAAUUCCCCUGGCAUUCAAUAAAUUGAGGCACACUGUAUCAAUUGAGGGGAGUAAUUCCAUGCCCCAAGGAUGGAGAAUGAAAGAAAGGAUGAAAACUGUAAGCGUCGCCCUGGUGCUUUGUUUAAAUGUGGGCGUCGACCCUCCGGAUAUUGUCAAGACACAACCCUGCGCUCGUCUCGAAUGCUGGAUCGAUCCACUUUCGAUGAGUCCUCAGAAGGCAUUGGAAAUGAUUGGAUCGAAUUUGCAAAAGCAGUACGAACGAUGGCAGCCUCGUGCGAGAUAUAAACAAAGUCUUGAUCCAACAAUAGAGGAAGUGAAAAAAUUAUGCACCUCUUUACGUAGAAAUGCCAAAGAAGAGAGGGUUCUCUUUCAUUACAAUGGUCAUGGAGUUCCAAAACCCACAACAAAUGGAGAAAUCUGGGUUUUUAACAGGACCUACACUCAAUACAUUCCACUCUCGGUUUAUGAUUUACAAACGUGGAUGGGUGCUCCGAGUAUUUAUGUAUAUGAUUGUUCGAAUGCCGGAAUAAUUGUUGAUUCAUUUUUGCAAUUUGCCGAACAACACGAAAAAGAAUUUGAGAUGGAGAAACAAGCUGCACAACAAAAUCGUAGCGCAGUUACGCCAAAUGUCACACCGCCUAAUUAUAAAAAUUGCAUUCAAUUAGCUGCGUGUGCUGCAAAUCAGAUUUUACCAAUGAAUCCCGAUUUACCCGCGGAUAUUUUUACGGCUUGUCUUACAACGCCGAUAAAAAUUGCCCUAAGAUGGUUCAUAGCACAAAGUACCGCGAAAUUAAUACCUAAAAUUACUCUCGAUCUUAUUGAAAAAAUUCCUGGACAGUUAUCUGACAGAAGGACAAUGCUCGGUGAAUUAAAUUGGAUUUUCACGGCAAUUACGGAUACAAUAGCUUGGAAUACUCUACCUCGAGAAUUGUUUCAGAAACUAUUUAGACAAGAUUUACUAGUUGCUAGCUUAUUUAGGAAUUUUCUAUUAGCCGAAAGAAUUCUGCGCUCAUACGAUUGUACUCCAGUUUCGUGCCCGAAAUUACCGCCCACAUUUCAGCAUCAAAUGUGGCUAGCUUGGGAUUUGGCACUCGAUCUGUGUCUAUCGCAGCUUCCUGGAAUUUUAGAAUCGAACAAACCAUUUGUUCAUUCACCAUUUUUUGAGGAUCAAUUGACGGCUUUUCAAGUGUGGCUUACAAUUGGAUCAAAACAUCGUAAUCCACCUGAACAAUUACCGAUAGUGUUGCAAGUCUUACUAAGUCAAGUUCAUAGACUAAGAGCUCUAGAACUUUUAGGGAAAUUUCUUGAUCUUGGCCCCUGGGCUGUUAAUCUCGCCUUAAGUGUCGGCAUAUUUCCAUAUGUGCUGAAACUAUUGCAGAGUAAUGCCAAGGAGCUGAGACCACUUCUUGUAUUUAUAUGGGCAAAAAUACUUGCCGUUGACAAUACAUGCCAAGCAGAUUUGUUGCGUGACAAUGGUCACAAAUAUUUCCUUUCUGUUCUUCAAGAUACCUCUGUGCCUAGUGAACAUAGAACGUUAGCUGCUUUUGUACUCACUUGCAUUGUGAAUAAUUAUAUGCCAGGACAGGAAGCUGCUUUGCAAGGGAGUUUAGUUUCCAUUUGUCUGGAACAAUUAAGUGAUUCGAAUCCUUUACUUAGACAGUGGUUAGCUUUGUGUCUAGGAAGGCUGUGGCAUAAUUACGAUAAAGCUCGAUGGUGCGGAGUUCGAGACAUUGCACACGAGAAGCUUUACACUUUACUUCAAGACCCAAUUCCAGAGGUUCGCGCAGCUAGUGUUUACGCAUUAGGAACAUUUAUUAACAGUGUAACAAAGAGAAGUGAACAUGCGAAUAAUAUUGACCAAAUAAUUGCAAUGACGCUAAUUAAUACAGUAACGUAUGACAUGUCUCCUCUAGUCAGAAAGGAAUUAGUCGUAGCUUUACAAUGGAUGGUAUUGCAUUUUGAAAAUUUAUUUGUCACGCUUGCCAUCGCCGAAGACAAUAGAGGAAAAGAUCUCGUUGUUGAGACAUUCUCUCCAAUCAGUGGAAUGAGGAGAAUUAAUUCAAAAGACAGAUUAAAAAGUGUAUUUACUCCUAAUAGCGCGUCUAUUGAUACGCCCGAUGGUUUUAAUCAGGAUCGAAUUAAACGUGUCUCUUCUGUAUCAUCAAUUAGCAGUCUGGGAAAUAAUUGGGAGUUCGUGAGGAAACCUUGCGAAUCAAUCGGUCAUAGUUCGUUGGGAAGUUUACCAAGUUUGGCGUACGGUGGUGUAUAUAUGAAAUUGUGGCACGGUUUGUGUGGUCUUGACAAUGAUCCUCAUCCAGCUGUCGCUGCCAUGUCACAAAAAGUCACGAAUCAUAUUCGUGCUCAGGUGAAAGAAUCAUCGAAUGCGAAAGAAAUGAUGGAAGCUGCUAAGAUAUCGUCUUCAUUAUCUCUUCCUCCAUCGCCGUCGAAUAGAACAAAUUAUUUCAGCAACAGCAAAGGCGAAUCACCUCCAAAUGUUAAUUCUGAUCUCACUCGAUCACGUAUUCCGCCUCAUGCAAAUCGACCUAGAAAACCAGUGCCCAAUACGAUUUCGGAAGAAACCGAAGAACCACCGAUAAAAAAUCCAUUGAUAACUUCUCAAUUUUUGGAAUGGAGUUGCGCCCACUUUGCUCAACCUGUCAAUUUGGAAAGUGAAACUGAUCCUCUGUAUGAUGUUGAAAGCAAAGCGCAUCAAGAACGAGAAUGGCGGUAUUUACGAAAUCGCAAACAACGGAAUGAUGCAAAGGAGGAAUUUUCCAAAAUAGCACACGGAAGACUUGAGUCACAAGUAUUUCACGUACGAAGUCCUCAACCACCUGAUCUUCUAGUUUUUCAUCCCUUUGAUUCACAUCUGGCAGUCGCAUGCAAAGAUUAUGUCGGAGUUUGGGAUUGGAAUACGGGAUCGAAAUACAUGUAUCAUCCGAUGCCACCAAGUAAGGGAAGCAAAACAUCACGUGUAACAGCGUUGGAAUUUAUAAAUUCACACGACAUUGCUUUAUUGAUGGCGGGUUCGGAUGACGGUACGAUUAGAAUGUGGAAGAAUUAUUUUACCUACAAUAUGCUGGGACGAGAGCCAACUCUUUUGACUGCAUGGCAUGGAUUGGCAGAUGCACAAUUGGCCAACAAAGGACCUCCAGCAGCGAAAGGUCUUAUCACUAAUUGGGAACAACAAUCUUUAACUUUGGCUGUUACGGGCGAAGUAAAAAUUGUUAGACUGUGGGAUGCAAAUACAGAAUUGAAAAAGCAGGAUAUCACAACUGGUGCAGAUUCUUGCGUUACGUGUAUAGACACCGACAACACAGGAGCAAUGAUGGCCAUUGGUUGCGGUGACGGUUCCGUAAGACUCUUCGAUCGUCGACUGCCGAGUUCAGAAGCCAGAGUCAUGACCUGGAGAGAGCAUAAUUCCUGGGUGCUAGGGACAUUUUUCAGAAAAAGUAAAGGUCCUCCUCAAUCACUUGUCACAGCAUCUUCGUCAGGCGAUGUGAGAUUUUUCGAUCUCAGAAAAAAUUCAUCAAUUAAGACAAUUCCAGUUGCACAAAAUAUUACAACUUUUGCUGUUCACGAUGCCGCUGACAUUUUCGCCAAUGGCGCAGCAAAUCAAUGCAUUAAUAUUUACAACUUAUCUGGUCAGCAUUUAAAUUCAAUCAAGUUCCACGAGGGCUUUAUGGGUACACGAAUUGUUUCCGUCAAUUGUUUAAAAUUCCAUCCACAUCGCGUUAUUCUCGCUACGGGUUGCGCUGAUAACAAUUCGAUAACCGUGUACGCCUCCGAACCACGAAGAUGACUAUCGGAAAUAGAAAUUAUAUAGAAUUACGCAAUUUGCUAAUACAACCGUUUAUCUUCACAGGUAUCGACUCAACUGUUGUCAUUAGGAUUUCGAUGAAAGGAAAAAAAAAUUGAUUAUUACAAAAAACAAAUUAAAUUCUUUUUUUUCCAUAGAAUUCUUUUUAAAGAAUUUUCUUUUCUUUGGAUUAAAAGAUUUAUUUCGAUUUUUUUGUAAAAAUCCUUGACUAGAAUCUCGAAAAACAAAAUAUCAGUAUAAUAUUCGUAUUUUUUAAUUAAUUAGGAAAUUCUUAAAAAAUUAAGAAUUUGUUUUUACUUUAAAGAAAGCUUGAAGGAUUUUCAUUGAAAAUAAAUGUUUUCCUGGUUGUUUAUAAUACUGUUCAAAGUAUUUAAAUUCAAUUUUAAUUGAAUUGUGCAAAAAUUAAAUUUUGGAAUUAUUUUCUAUAUAUUAAUAAAAUAUAAUUCCGUUAUUAUAGUAUUGAGUAUAGUUGUGAAAAACUAUAUACGGUUUAUUGAGUUGUGCCUGUGAAGAGAAAAAUUUGUUAUUGCACAAAGCUUUGCGCUUUUAUAAAUCGCGUCAAUCAAAAAUAAAAAAAAAACAAAAGAACGAUCUUUUUUUAGGUCGAUGUGAUAUUUUACAUGCACUGCAUUAUCGAAUAAUAAUUAUUAUUACUGUGUAAAAAAAACAAUUUGACAAAAAAAGAAUAUGUGCGUGUUCAAUGCGUAUUUGUGAAACGUUAUUCAUUGUUUGUGUACGUAUGUAAAUUAUAUAAUCGAAAAGUGUAAAUAACUGCAAACAAAUGCGUCAUAAAUAUUAAAUUGGUUAAUUUUCUAUAUGAUAAUCAUCAUGGUGCGCCUUGAUCCAAUGAUCAAUGUGUUAAUUCUUGUAAAUUGUUGAUGAUUCUCAUGAGAUUAGUAACCAAUUGAAAAAAAAUAAUUCGUCUUGUGAUAUACGAAUCAAGUGAAAAAAAAAAUUCACAGUAAAAGCGCUUUCAACAUUCAUAAUGCUUCAAUAUUUCAAAUAAAUUUGUUUAUUUCAAUAAACAAAAAGAAAGAGAUACAAAAUGUUUAGCAUUUAAAAAAGAGAAUUUUUAUAUUUUACUGACUUGAUAAAUUUCAAAUGAUUUAAAAAAUCAUUUCUUUUUCGAGAAAAUAUUUAACGACCGCACUAUAAUUUGACUUAUUUUUGUGAAGAAAAAAAAAUUUUUUGAAGCGCUUUUAACUUGACUAAGGAAUUAUCCUUUCUUAAUUGUAUAAAAAAUAAAAAGAAAAGAGGAUUCGUAAUUGGAAUGCUUUCGGCAAAAUUAUUUUUCUGAGACAGUUACAAGUUCUGUGAUAAUUAAUGAUUUAAAUUAUAUAUCGAAUACAUAGUUUUGUAACUUUUCUAUAAUUAUUCUUUUGCAAAUAUAUGUAUAAAAAAAAAUCUAUAUAAAUAUAUAGCUGGAAGCACGCCAAUAGAUAUUUAGAAUUAAAAUAAAAAAUUGACAUUAGAAUUUAGAGUUUGCUUAAGCUUAGGAUGUUUCAUACUCGCAUACAUAUAAUAUGUAUAAACAAACAUUUAUUGUAGAUAGUUAUACAGGGAUUAUUUAUAGAUUAAUAAAAAAAAGUGACGAAGUUGCAUAAUAUGUAUUUUUUUCGGCAAAAUAUCAAGUAGAAAACUAUGAAUUUUUGAAAAUGUAGAAUUCCAUAGGAUGUUAUUGUGUAGAAUGUACAGAAAACACUUUUUUUUAUAUAAAGUGUUAUUUCAAUUUAAACAAUAAGCGUUAAUUAUUCAUUAAAAAUUCAAAGUACACAAUCCGUAAGGGAUAUCUGUAGAGGGACACGAUAUUCCACGUCACACUGUACCGCCUUUGUACAUAGUUGCCUAAAAAAAAAAUAAUAAAAAAUAAGUACAAUCAUGUUA